AACUUUGAUUGAACUCUUGAGAUUGAGUUAAGUUCUCCUCCUACAGCUUACCCCCUAGUGCGUCGAAAGCCAUAGCGUCGCGAAUACUUCAUCAAUCAACGUGAUUCAAAUUGGGAACGGUAGCUGAGAUCAAGAGCUACAACAUAUCCAAGUUUCGCGACAUUCCAACGGCUAGUGUUUUGUCGACGUCGUUUCUUGUAAAGACGACUUUUCUGUCCAGAAUUUCGGAUUUAUAUUUUGAGUAAUUCUAGCUCCUAAGUUCACCUAGACUCUGUCCUUAAUCCUAACAAGUGGCAUCAGAGCGAUAUUAAGGACAUUGAGAGGAGUCUACAGAAGUGUGAAGACCCUUCUAGACCCACCAUGGCCUGUGGGUGUGCCUAAGUGGUGUUCUAAAGGUUGGAUGUGUCUUCCGCUAAGGGGAAACUCUGCCGAAAUUUCGUGGACGCCGACACUUGUGAAAAUAUCGAGGGAGCUGAGUGUGGACAGCAAAGGGGAGCUGAAAUUCGUCAUUUCUCAAGGAGAAGAUGAAUGAGAGAGGAGGAGAUGCUAAUGGAAGAGGAGCUGUAGCUGAGAAGACAAAGGUAGAGGCCGAGGUGACUAUAAUGAGGGGCAUGGGAGCUCUAGUGGCAGGGGGAGUACCAGAAUGGAGGGCACGUGCUGGUACUGCAAGAAGGUCGGGCAUCCUUGGUUCAAAUUUGCUUGAUGAGGUAAAACCCCCUGGGAAGAUUAAGUAUGUGGCAGCAGCGUCAGGUGCUUUGCUCCCCGUUAUUGGUGUUGGGAAUGCCAAGGUUAAGGGAGCUAAUGGGGAGCUUGUGGGGCUUGGGAAUGUUCUGCUGGUUGAAGGCUUGUCUGCUAACCUUCUCUCUGUGCAACGACUGCAGAAGAGCAAGGCCGAAGUGACCUUUGGACCAACCAGCUGCCAUUCUUGAACUUUGAUUGAACUCUUGAGAUUGACCCCGUUAGAAACGAGGCCUCGCUGUUCCUUCGUCGACCUGGUUCGCCUCCAGCCCAGGAGGCACGCCAUCUACCCAUCGCCCUCCAAGGAGGGCGCGGGGUAGCUGAACUGGCCAACCUGCAACGGUUUCCCGUUGCCCUUUCGACUCCUCGAAUGAUCGGUGCUCUGCAUUGAAUCUUAGCCAGAGCCGGCCCUGCCUUUCUCGCCACCUUUUUCGUUUUGGCCAGGGCAUCUCCCCCCACCGUGCCAUCUCCCUUCAUUUUACCAGGUGAUCCUCCGCACCUGGAGAGCUCCCCGCCCCCUCCGCUGGGGCCUGUGCGCACCAACCCUCCGAAGAGAGUCCAUGCGCACGUCUCACGGGACGCUCCCCCCCGGAUCACAGAGUGCCGCCCUCCGUGGCCCGGGCCGGUGCCUCAUAGGACCUCAUGACAAGCUCGACUUCAUACCUAGGUAAUCCGCCUUGCUUGUGGUUUGAGGGCCAGUU
This is a messenger RNA of Closterium sp. NIES-67, 1439 nucleotides long. The record is from the annotation of a GenBank genome assembly. NCBI's taxonomy places the organism in Eukaryota, Viridiplantae, Streptophyta, Zygnematophyceae, Desmidiales, Closteriaceae.